CUCAACGCUUGCAUCGGCCUUUCCUUUGUCAAGCCCGAAUUCUUGAGAGUUUCCGGCAUCAUCCUAUUCCCAAUCGUUUUUUUGAGUACCAAUAGCGCGGUGUAGACGUGGUCCCAUUAGACCAAGACAGCCACGAUGGACUACUCCGCCAUAUCACACGAUCCUGAUCAUCCCGCGGGUACUUCUCCUUGGGCUUCACCACGCCCGACACAAACAACCUUUCCGGCUUCCGUGGCUAGCGACAUCCCCCCUGCCCCCUUGCCUCCCCAAGAUCCCUACAAUGCCGAAUCGCAGCCUACCGAAGUUCCUGGGUUCCAGGAGAACGAGAUUGGAUCGCCUGACUUGUCCGCGCGACUGCAGGGUGCACACCUGGGUGAGCCCGGCUAUGCUGAUGAGCAGUCGCAACAAUCUCCGCAGCAGCAUGGACAACAACCUCGUUCUCAGCUCCCCGCCCGCUACCAAACGGGCCCAAGACAGAAUCCCAGACAACCUGCACCUGUGUAUAGGAUCCAGGCGAAAGUUACGGGGCUAGAAAGAACGGGCAAGAAGGACCCUAUUCUUCGAUUCGAUGUUCACACGAAUAUCCCCAAAUUCAGGACAACGCAGUAUCGAGACGUUCGUCGUACCCAUGCCGAGUUUGUCAAGCUUGCGGACCAUCUGAUUUCGGCUAAUCCGGAAGCGUUGGUCCCCGCGGUCCCUCCACCACUUACCCCUGCCGGCGCUGGAACCGAAGAGGAUGAACACAGAGUCAAGUCGUCUAUGCAGCGGUGGCUGAAUGUCGUACUGAGCAAUGAAGUUCUCACCCAUGAUGACGAGGUUGUCCUGUUUGUCGAGAGUGAUUUCGGUUACAGUCCUGUGGUUCGGAUGAAACAGCCCGCAACUGGGGUUCGAAGGAAGGUCCUGAAGCAGUUUGCGCCGCCCCCCGAUGACACGCCUGAAUUACAAAAUGCGCGUCCGACUGUGAAGAUGUUUUAUCUAGGAACAAUGGAUACUAGUCACAAGGUUGACCGUGUCGUCAAGGCUCGUCGAGGACUCGGUCUCGCAGAAUCGGACUUUGGUGUUAAGCUAGGCCAGAUGCACGUGCAAGAGACACACCCUGGACUGUCCAAUGCAUACCGGAAAUUGGGGAAGAUCAUCCAAACCGUCGGAGAUUUCCAUGCCGUCCAAGCGACUGCGGAGGCCACAACACUGGGGGAUCCUCUAAGCUACCACUCGUCCGAUGCCUUAAUCGUCAAGGAGACUCUUACCAACCGCCACAUCCUCCUUCGUGAAUUGAUCCAAGCUCAACAGGCCACACGUAGCAAACGCGCCGCCGCUGACCGCCUCAAAGUCAGUUCCUCCGUCCGCCCGGACAAGGUGGACGAGGCUAUCAAUGCCCUGGACGAGGCCCAAGGCCACGAGGACUACCUCACAAAGCGGACGCAGCGGGUCACAUCGAACUUACUCGCUGAGAAGCAACGGUGGUUUGACCGGACAACUAACGACAUGCUGAACAGCCUCCGCGAGUAUACCCUGCGCCAGAUUGAAUCCGAACGGAGGACCCUUGCUACCUUGGAGAGUGUGCGACCUGACAUUCGAGCAAUUGACGCUUCGGGAGGACUUAGCCGUCUAGGACGUGAAUCCCACCCAACUGCUCGUCGACCUAAUCUUGGUUCAAGCCAAGGCCCCAAGGGAGAUGCUUGGAGCGGCAUACCGCGUCGCAGCGACAGCCUCGGCCGGAGCCUCAGUGGCAGCUUUGUUGCACCGACACCCACUGAAGAUGACGAGGAGGUCAAUGGACAGGGCACUGGGAAGGGGCGUCUGCGCUCUGCCAGUGGUGUGAGUUCGAUUGUGGAGGAAGACGACGAUGAUCGCCUUGACGCUCGUAACGCUGCUAGUCGCCUGGCCACGAGCACUUUCUGAGCAACUGUAGAUUAUAGGCAUGAUUCUUGUGCAAGAUUCCCCUUUGAUGCCGGUUUUCUAUUGAAAUAAGCCCACCUUUGAGUUUCGCAAUCCAGCCACUAUGCUUUGCCUUGCCUUUUUAUGUUGUACCAUGCCCUUGAAGUUUGUAUCGGUUCAAGAAGAGUAUAUGUACGUCUACCUUAUGCAAACAAUCCGUAGCCUCUCAGAUAUACUUUUAUAUCGGCACCCCGGUUCCUUGAGUGGCAG
Messenger RNA from Aspergillus eucalypticola CBS 122712, 2148 nucleotides. Its product is annotated as retromer subunit VPS17. The transcript has 4 exons. NCBI's taxonomy places the organism in Eukaryota, Fungi, Ascomycota, Eurotiomycetes, Eurotiales, Aspergillaceae. Gene Ontology annotation, cellular component: retromer, tubulation complex; endosome; retromer complex. Gene Ontology annotation, biological process: retrograde transport, endosome to Golgi; intracellular protein transport. The record is from RefSeq and is a predicted model, not a curated record. The coding region runs from base 136 to 1902 and encodes 588 amino acids. Gene Ontology annotation, molecular function: phosphatidylinositol-3-phosphate binding.